AUGUCCCAGAACAAUCUUCAGGCUAGUUUGUCCAGCUUAUCCUUGGGUCCACCAGCCACUACCACUGGUGAGGCUCCAACUACAGGUAAGAAACAUAGAAGACCUCAUAGAGCAUAUCACAAUUUCGCUCCAAAUUCAAGUGGAUCUGCCUCUCCUGGAGUUCCACUAUCAAAUGGUUCCUUUGGCCCAUUCGGGCCUAUCUCAGAGACUGCACCACAAUCGUUUACUCCAAGGCAAGUUAGCAUAUCUAAGGCGGAUCCCAUGAGUUCUUUGAUGGGGGCUCCUACUUUCAAUUCACAGCAACCACAAGAUCAACUAAUGGGUGGUCAAUCUCCUUCUGUUGGAGGUAUGGCCUCGCCAUACCUUCAAAUGUCUCCUCAACUUUCUGCGCCUGCUCAAACAACAUCCCAUAUUGUCUCUACUCAAAGAUGGGAGGAACAAAAUCAAUACCUUUCUCAAGUAUUCCAGACAUCUUUGAAUUCUGUACCACCUUUGCCUACCACUCAGUUCUAUUGCACUGAUCAAGGUUCAUGCGAUCCACGUUUAAUGAGCUUAUCCAUGUAUAACAUUCCAGAAGAGGAACAUUUAAGAUCCGCCACUAAACUACCAUUAGGUUUAACAAUCCAACCGUUUGCUACAUUAAUCCCUGAUGAUGUAGAGAUACCAAUUAUUGGCUCAACAAGUAUGGAUAGUGGUGAAGAGAUUAAACCACCCUUGCGUUGUAGACGUUGUCGUGCAUAUGUAAAUCCAAAAUUCAACUUUACGUAUGAUUCCAAUGUUAUUUGUAACAUUUGUAAGAUAAAAAUGCAAGUGAAUCCGGAAGAUGCUAGUAUGAGCAUGAAUGGUACUAACGGGGAAGUCUCCUCCCAAUUGGAACUGACCAAAGGUUGCGUUGACUUCUUAGCACCUGCUGUUUAUAACGUCAAUGCCAAAAAACCAUCAUUACCCUUACAUUAUGUGUUCGUCAUUGAUGUGAGUUUAAUGGCAAAUGAAAAUGGUAGUUCCUUUGCUGCAAUUGAAGGUGUAAGAUCAUCCAUUGAAUAUAUUUCUGAACAUCAGCCAAAUUGUAAAGUCGCCAUUAUCACUUACGAUAAAAAUAUUAGAUUUUACAGUUUGAGAUCAGAAUCAGCUCAAGAAUUCGUCGUUAGUGAAAUUGAUGACGUCUUCUUACCUUUCCAUGAUGGGUUGUUCGUUAAACCUAGCGAAUCCAUGUUUAUUAUCAACGAUACGUUAGAAAGAAUUUCCAAUUUUAUUAGAAACGCCAAAUAUUUUCAUGUCCCUGAGACAUGUUACGGAUCUGCCUUACAAGCUGCCAAAUUGGCCAUUGAUACUGUCACUGAGGGCCAGGGUGGUAAAAUUGUUUGUUCUUUGAAUUCUUUACCAAAUGUGGGUAACGGGAACUUAUCCUUAAGAAAGGAUGACGCCACUAAGCGCCAUUUGAAAUGUGACAAUGAAUUUUAUAGCAAAUUGGCUAAAUCAUUUGUUGCAUCGUAUAUCUCUUUGGAUUUAUACGUUACAUCCGGAGGAUUUGUCGAUAUGAUAAGUGUCGCCCACCCAGUGGAGAUGACUAAUGGUCUCUUGAAAUAUUAUCCUCAUUUCAAACCAGAUUUACAGUCAGCAACUUUCAUAAAUGACAUGGUUCAAAAUAUUUCCAAUAUUGUAGGUUAUCAAGCUAUAUUGAAAGUGCGUUGCUCUGCUGGGCUAUCCGUAGAUCAAUACUAUUCUGCAUCAGUGGAUUAUUCAGAUCGUGAUCCAGUAAUUCCUGUAUUGACAAAGGAUACCACUUUGGAUGUCUUGUUCAAAUACGAUGAAAAAUUGAAAACUGGGGAAGAUAUGCAUUUCCAAACCGCCUUAUUAUAUACAGAUCAUAAUGGUGUAAGGAAAGUUCGUUCCAUCAAUACCACAGGGGCUGUGUCAAAUAAUGUUCGUGAAGUUUUCAAGUUUGUUAACCAAAACUCUAUAUUAAGAAUCAUGAUUAAAGAUAUUAUAAGAACAUUAGGCGAUUGUGAUUUCAAGAAAAUUAGAAAACUAAUUGAUGAAAAGGUUAGUGAUAUUUUGACUCAAUACAGAGCACUAGUUAGUGGUAAUUCUUCAUCGCAAUUGGUUUUACCUGAUGCCUUAAAGACACUACCUACCUAUCUAUUAGCCUUUGAAAAGAGUGAGUUAAUGAAAAAUAAUACCCGAAGCUCACGUGGUAAUGAUCGUGUUUAUGAUUUAUUAAAAUACACAAUGUUUAACAGUGCACAAUUAUCAUAUAAAUUGUAUCCACAGUUUGUUCCAUUCCAUGUUCUACUAGAAGAAGAUGAUUUACUCUUUUAUGACACUAAUUCCAAAUUGUUACAAGUUCGCGACACGACCAUGGAGAAUGUAGCCGUUAGAGCAUCUCGUGCCCAUAUAAUGCAAGGUGGUUGUUAUUUUAUUUUCCAAGGUGAAGUGGUUUACUUGUGGAUUGAUGCAAAUACAAAUAAGAUGUUGUUACAGGAUCUUUUAGGUAUUAACCCUGAUCUAAAUAUAGCUCAAAUUUCAUUAUUUGGAAAUUCUUUGCCAGAAACUGGUACAGACAUUAAUCAAAAAGCAUUUAAUGUAUUAAAAAAUUGGUCCCAAAUUGUGGGUAAGACCUCAUUGCCAAUUCUUCUUCUAAGACCAAAUGUGGAUCAAUAUUUCAAUGAUGUGAUGAAUGGGUUAUGUGUUGAAGAUAAGACUAUGGAAAUGGUUGAUUCUUUUGACCAAUACUUUGUUAAUUUGCAUAAAAAUAUUCAAGAAAAAUUGAGGAAAGAAGAUUUUGUUAAAAUUUCCACGUCAUCCAAAGGAAGUAAUGAUAUGACACAUCAAAAAUUUGUACAAUUUUAG
This is a messenger RNA of Naumovozyma castellii, 2850 nucleotides long. RefSeq names its product Sfb3p (gene SFB3). Lineage: Eukaryota; Fungi; Ascomycota; Saccharomycetes; Saccharomycetales; Saccharomycetaceae. The coding region runs from base 1 to 2850 and encodes 949 amino acids. The record is from RefSeq and is a predicted model, not a curated record. The transcript has a single exon.